AUGUCUGAUCUUACUCCGCUAUUCAAGAAGUACGUCACCGUAUUUUCAGAAGAUGAGAAGAGAAGUAUCGAUAGAAGGGCGCAAGAUAAUAGAAAGCCAUCGAAGAAGUACAUGGUCAACGAUACGUUUGUGAAAGAGUGUUCGGAACUAUUAAGACACAUUUUAGAGCUACAAAAGGUUGUGUUUUCACUCAAGCCUCAGUACGAAAGCGACUCUGAGCUUAGCGAACGCGAAAAGGAUGAUUUCGACACGGAAGUUAGACUGCUGAUCCAGCAGUAUUUUGGCAAACUUAAGUUCCUCGGGAGAUAUGAAAAGAAGCGUCAGCAAAUCGUCAAGGACCAGUUUCUAACAAAUUCCGAUUCUGAGCUUUUUUCGCUGUUUAAGUCCAGAGAUGAGCAGUUUGAACUAUUCCAUCUGACCAACAAUAAACACAGAGAUGGGGUCCUGCAGUCGCUUAACAUGCUUUUAUCUUCCAUUUUUUCCAGCAUUUCAAGGAUGCAGCAACAGAGACUGUCACGAAAAAAGGAACUCGAGUCUAUCGACUUCAAUGCACAGCUCUACGCGCCAAUCCAUAACAUGGUUGGAUCGGUAUCGCAGUCACCGCCAAUCGAGACCACGCAGCAAGAGGUUGAGCAAUACAAACAAACAGUUAGCCAGUUGUCACAGCAGCAGCUCCAAAUACUUGAGACAGAACAUGAAGAGCUUUUAAACCUUAAAACACAGGAGUUAGAGAGCGCAGAAAACUUGGGCAGAACCAUGGUUCAAAUCUCGUCUUUGCAAAAUGAAAUUGCUACACAUUUACAGUCCCAAACCCAAAACAUCUUUACAUUAUUAGACAAUCACGACGAUGUUGAGCUGGAUAUCCAGAAAGGCAACCGACAACUUAAAAAAGCACAACGACGCAGCGGCAAAUCUGCAAAACUCAUUGUCUAUCUGUCAGUGAUUUUUGGUGUGCUUAUUCUCUUUUUAGACUUUAUAAAUUGA
Molecule: messenger RNA, 984 nt
Organism: Lachancea thermotolerans CBS 6340
Lineage: Eukaryota; Fungi; Ascomycota; Saccharomycetes; Saccharomycetales; Saccharomycetaceae
Gene: UFE1
Product: Ufe1p
Exons: 1
Coding region: 1-984 (327 amino acids)
Biological process (GO): retrograde vesicle-mediated transport, Golgi to endoplasmic reticulum
Cellular component (GO): endoplasmic reticulum; SNARE complex
Source: RefSeq, a predicted model, not a curated record